AUGGCUGACAAAGAACUGGGCGAGGCCCCGGUGAGACCCCGGGCUGAUAGUGUCAGCAUGGCUGACGACGAUGACGACAAUGUCAAUACAAAGGAGUGUCAAUACAAAGCAGGGUUAGAUGUAGAAAAUGGCGCGCAAUUUGGAAAUGUUUGUACUAGGUUGGGACGGAGUGUAAAGGAACUACUAUCAAAGAAAAUAGGAGCACAUCAUCAAACACGGGACUUUGAGGAUCCUGAUAACUUGCGCUUGUACCAGCAGCUAUACAGCUAUGCAACUGUGGGUAAGAAGGGUAUCUUUAACGACACUAUUGCGAAGAAGCUUCAUGAUCCAAAUGCUAGCAUUCAACUUCUGUCUCGACGGAGCCCCGAGAAUGACACAUUUGUUCACAUAGCUGUGACCUUCGGCCAUGCCCAACUAGCGGCCGAGAUCUUACAACUUCACAAGCCUCUUUUGUUGGAGAAAAACUUUGAGGGCGACACCGCGCUCCACAUUGCGGCCAAAACCGGGGAUGUAGAUACCACAAACACUCUUCUCCGUGAAGCACGAGGAACAACAGAUGUUGAAAAUAAUGAUGAUGUAUUGACGUUGCUAAGGAUGAAAAAUAAUGAGGAAAACACUGCCCUACACGAGGCCUUGAUUGGAGGUCACCAAUCAGCAGCCAAGCGUUUGAUAGAGGCCGAUCCUGCCGUUUCACUGUAUACUAAUAAGGAACAAAAGUCCGCUUUGUAUCUGGCCGCUGAACAAGGACUUGUUGAGAUCCUGAAGAUCAUGAAUGAAAGAGCAGUUGAUAAGAACACACAAAUUCAAGGCAAUUCCCCUUUGCUUGCUGCAAUUCAUGGAUGCCAUAAUAAAGGUACGUACAUUCAAUUAAUAAUUUUUUUUCUUUUUUUAAAAUUAAAUUUUUGUUUAUACUUGAUUCAUUUUCUGACGCCAGAAGUCCUAAAGAUAAUAUCAAACAUGGAAGCAAAUAUUUUGAACUCAAAAGAUGAGAAGGGGAGGACUCCACUGCAUUAUGCAGCAUCAAUUGAUUAUCUAGAUGGGGUUCGUUUCUUAUUAGAAUUACGCCUCUCUGAUUCUCAUCAAAUGGAUAAUGGUGGCAACUUUCCAAUCCAUUCAGCAUCAAGCAAAGGUCAUGUCAAGAUUGUUAAAGAGCUGCUUCGACAUUGUCCCGAUUCAAGGGAAUUGAAGAACUCCAGUGGCCAAAAUAUACUCCAUGUUGCAGCAAGAUUUGGCAAAGACAAUCUUGUCAAAUAUUUUCUCAAAAAUGGCGAGUUUCGAAUGUUGAUAAACAAAAAAGACAACUUAGGAAAUACUCCUUUGCACUUGGCAACGAUGUACCAUCAUCACAAGGUUGUGUACCUUUUGACUUGGGAUAGAAGGACCAACUUAAAGGUCGUGAAUGGUAGGGGCAUGACAGCUCUUGACAUUUCAGAAAGCACUUUGGAAACCACUGCAUCAAAUCAUGGGGUAGAUUAA
This is a messenger RNA of Prunus persica (peach), 1476 nucleotides long. Its product is annotated as protein ACCELERATED CELL DEATH 6. The coding region runs from base 1 to 1476 and encodes 491 amino acids. Lineage: Eukaryota; Viridiplantae; Streptophyta; Magnoliopsida; Rosales; Rosaceae. Gene Ontology annotation, molecular function: protein binding. The transcript has 2 exons. The record is from RefSeq and is a predicted model, not a curated record.